Molecule: messenger RNA, 1377 nt
Organism: Rhodotorula toruloides NP11
Lineage: Eukaryota; Fungi; Basidiomycota; Microbotryomycetes; Sporidiobolales; Sporidiobolaceae
Product: zuotin
Exons: 7
Coding region: 1-1377 (458 amino acids)
Biological process (GO): regulation of translational fidelity; 'de novo' cotranslational protein folding
Cellular component (GO): cytosol
Molecular function (GO): Hsp70 protein binding; ribosome binding
Source: RefSeq, a predicted model, not a curated record
AUGGCUUCGUCGACCGUUGUCACGCUCCAGGUGUCUCUGCCGCCCCUCACGAAGGAGUACAAGGCGCCCAGCUUUGGCUCCAUCUCGGCGCCCUCUUCUUCCGCGUCCGUGUACCCUUCCGGCCCUGCCUUCGAGGCCCAUGCUCGCCGCAUCCUGAACCAGCGCUCGUUCGCCGAGGACGACCACCUCGAGAAGGAGCGUCUCUCGGCCAACGGCAACGGUGUUGUCGAGGAGGACGACGCCGACGCAGAGCUCGGAAACGAGCAGGAGGACCGCGACUUGCUCGAGCUUGACCCCAAGCAGUGGAAGGAGCAAGACCACUACGCUGUUCUCGGCUUGCAGCACCUCCGCUACAAGGCGACCGAGGAGCAGAUUAAGAAGGCUCACCGCCGCAAGGUUCUCCGUCACCACCCCGACAAGAAGGCCAACGCUGGUGGCUCUGCCAACGACGAUUCGUUCUUCAAGUGCAUUGCCAAGGCCAUGGACAUCCUCUCGAACCCCGAGAAGCGCCGCCAGUUCGACUCGGUCGACGAGGCCAUCUCGGACGACUUCCCCGACGCGAAGCAGACGACUGCCGACAACUUCUUCGAGCUCUGGGCUCCCGUUUUCGAGCGCGAGGGCCGUUUCUCAAAGCGCCAGCCCGUCCCGACACUCGGUGGACCCGACGCGCCCAAGCAGGAGGUCGAGGCGUUCUACGACUUUUUCUACAACAUUGACUCGUGGCGGUCGUUCGAGUAUCUCGACAAGGAUGCGCCCGAGGGUGCUGACAGCCGUGACGAGAAGCGCCACCAGGAGAAGAAGAACAAGGCUGAGCGCGACCGCAGAAAGAAGGAGGACAACACCCGCCGCCGCACUCUCGUCGACACCGGUCUCUCGCUCGACCCGCGCAUCAAGGCGUUCCGCGCGGCCGAGAAGGCUGCUCGCGAGGCUAAGCGUCGCGGUGGUGCGCCGGGCAGUGCGCCCGUCGACCCCAAGGUCAAGGCUGAGGAGGAGCGCAAGCGCAAGGAGGAGGAGGAGAAGGCCAAGGCUGAGCAGGCUGCCAAGGAGGCGUCCGACAAGGCUGACCGCGAAGCUGCGAAGAAGGCCAAGGCUGCCGCUGCCAAGAACGUGAAGAAGGACAAGAAGGCCAUCACCAACCUCCUCACCACGCACAACUACUUCACCCUCCCCGGCACCGCACCCGCGCCCGCAGCCGUCGAGGCCUGCUUCGCCGAGCUCGACGCCAUGUUCACUGUGAUGGAGCCGGAAGACGUUGCCGCGUUCAAGGCGGUUCUCGACAAGGCGUCGAACCAGGACGAAGUCAAGGCCGCUUUCGUCGAGCAGGCCAAGAAGGUUGCCGACAAGCUCGCGCCUGGCUCGUUCAAGGAGUUUGCCUGA